CAUCAAAUUGGAAAAUGAUGGUUCCAUUACUCUCUAUUGCUUCUCUUUUGAUCUUCCUCUGCCUCUUCUCAUUAGCUCCAGUUCAUGAAGCUCUUAGGCAGGGAGACCAGCUUAGAAGCUUGAUCAAAUGGCAGAGCUUGUCAAAGAAGACUUUCUUUGCUGGGCCGGAGUUCGCCGGUAAUGGCUUGCCGGCGAAGAUUUUCAUCGGCCGGCAUGAAGGGAAGAUGGAGGCUGACAGAAUUGAAAAGCUUCCAGGGCAGCCAGUGGGAGUUGAUUUUGAUCAAUAUUCAGGUUAUGUGACAGUUGAUCCAAAGGCAGGCAGGGAACUGUUCUACUACUUUGUUGAAUCAGCUCAUGAUAGGGAUAAAAAACCACUUAUUUUGUGGUUAAAUGGAGGACCAGGAUGCUCUUCAUUGGGCUUUGGAGCCAUGGAGGAAUUAGGACCCUUCCGAGUAGGAAGUGAUGGAAAAACGCUUUUCAUAAACUACUAUUCAUGGAACAAAGUGGCAAAUGUUCUAUUCUUGGAAUCUCCAGCUGGGGUUGGCUUCUCAUAUUCAAACAAAUCAUCAGAUUAUGAUGAAAAUGGAGAUAGAAGAACUGCUGAUGACUCCUAUAUUUUUCUCAUAAAUUGGUUGGAAAGAUUUCCACAUUACAAGAACGUUGAGCUUUUCAUCGCAGGAGAGAGCUAUGCUGGCCAUUAUGUCCCUCAACUUGCUUAUACCAUUAUGCAGAACAACAAAAUAUCCAACAGAACAAACAUCAAACUUCGCGGCAUAGCGGUUGGUAACCCUUACGUAUACGAAGAUAUAGGUGAUAAAGCAGAAAUUGACUUCUUAUGGGGCCAUUCAAUGAUAUCUGAUGAAACUUAUACUAAGAUUCUGACAAAUUGCAACUUCUCUAAUCCAAAUCAAUCCACCGAAUGCACAGACGCCAUUGAUUCAGCUUCUUCUGAGACUGGAGAUAUUGAUGACUACAACAUAUAUGCUCCUAUUUGCCCCACUGAUUUUCAGCUCAAUUUGGACACAACGAUGGAUGGUUUGGGAGGAGAUUUUGAUCCAUGCACAGACAACUAUGUUAGUUCUUACCUGAACAAUCCUGCAGUCCAGAAAGCUCUUCAUGCGAAAGCUGGAAAAUGGAGUGGUUGCAGUCUUUUACAUUGGGGAGAUGGGCCUGCUACCAUGCUUUCUACUUUUAAGGACUUGAUUUCGAGCGGCUUAUAUAUUUGGUUGUACAGUGGUGAUGUUGAUUCUGUUGUUCCUAUUACCAACACGAAGAACUUCAUUAAAAUGCUUAAACUCCCUAUCCUGAAACCAUGGAGGGCAUGGUAUCUUAACAAAGAAGUUGGAGGCUAUGUUGUGCAAUAUGAAGGACUGACUUUUGUGACAGUAAGAGGGGCAGGACAUGAAGUUCCUAGUUACCAGCCCAAAAGAGCUUUGGAAAUGAUCUCUUCUUUCCUCCUAGGAAAACUUCCACCUUCACUAGAAGCAAAAUGAACAGUUUGUUUAAUAAUUUAAAAGGUUAUGUUAAUGAUAUGAUUAACUGGUUAGCUCAUUAUGCUAUUGUUCAUGGUGAAAUAUAAUUAUCUUCUCUAAUUUUAAUUCA
This is a messenger RNA of Dendrobium catenatum, 1602 nucleotides long. Its product is annotated as serine carboxypeptidase II-3. The transcript has 8 exons. Gene Ontology annotation, cellular component: vacuole. Gene Ontology annotation, biological process: proteolysis. Gene Ontology annotation, molecular function: serine-type carboxypeptidase activity. The coding region runs from base 15 to 1493 and encodes 492 amino acids. NCBI's taxonomy places the organism in Eukaryota, Viridiplantae, Streptophyta, Magnoliopsida, Asparagales, Orchidaceae. The record is from RefSeq and is a predicted model, not a curated record.